This is a messenger RNA of Cicer arietinum (chickpea), 1375 nucleotides long. Its product is annotated as mRNA-decapping enzyme subunit 2. Gene Ontology annotation, molecular function: 5'-(N(7)-methylguanosine 5'-triphospho)-[mRNA] hydrolase activity; manganese ion binding; RNA binding. Gene Ontology annotation, biological process: deadenylation-dependent decapping of nuclear-transcribed mRNA; nuclear-transcribed mRNA catabolic process, nonsense-mediated decay. NCBI's taxonomy places the organism in Eukaryota, Viridiplantae, Streptophyta, Magnoliopsida, Fabales, Fabaceae. The record is from RefSeq and is a predicted model, not a curated record. Gene Ontology annotation, cellular component: cytoplasm.
AAAAAAAAAGAAGCAGUUUAGUUUAGGAGUGGCAAUAUUUGAAGGCGAAUUACGAUCUGAAAAUUGGGGGUUUGAAGACAUGUCUAAUCAUCACCGUUCUCCAAGUUCUUCUUCUUCUUCAUAUUAUAAUAAGACCGUUCUUCCACCCCAAGAACUUCUCGACGAUCUUUGCAGUCGGUUUGUGCUAAAUGUGCCAAAGGAAGAUCUUCAAUCAUUUGAAAGGAUCUUAUUUCUUGUGGAGUAUGCACAUUGGUUUUAUGAAGAUAAUUCUGUAGAAAACAAUCCAUCUCUCAAGUCCUUAAAUCUCAAGGAGUUUACUUCGUUAUUGUUCAAUAGUUGUGAUGUUUUGAAGCCUUAUGUGGCCCAUAUAGAUGAUAUUUUUAAGGACUUCACUUCCUACAAGGUUCGAGUUCCUGUAACUGGGGCUAUAAUUCUUGAUGAAACCUUUGAAAGGUGUUUGCUAGUUAAGGGAUGGAAAGGUUCAAGUUGGAGUUUCCCUCGUGGCAAAAAGAGCAAAGAUGAAGAAGAUCAUGCAUGUGCCAUUCGAGAAGUCAUGGAAGAAACAGGUUUUGAUGUUUCAAAACUUCUUAACAAGGAUGAAUACCUUGAAGUUAUUUUUGGACAACAGAGAGUGCGACUUUACAUUAUUGCUGGUGUCAAAGAUGAUACAUCAUUUGCCCCACUUACCAAAAAGGAGAUCAGUGAAAUUGCAUGGCAACGGCUUGAUGAACUUCAACCUUCGAGUGAUGACGUAAUAUCUCGUGGGAUCACUGGCCUUAAGUUGUAUAUGGUGUCUCCUUUUCUUGCAUCUUUGAAAUCUUGGAUUUCAACACAUCAACCUCCUAUGGCUCCAAGACCUGAAUUGCCUCUUAAAGGAAUUUGUGUAUGGAAAGCAAAGCAUAGUUCUACUGGAAGUAGUUCCACACUUAUGGACAGCCAACCAACAAAACCUGAAUCUGAUUCUCAGCCUCAUGAUCUAGGGCCCGGCAAGAGCUUAAGGAAUUUCAGAUUUAGUACUGCCUCGAUUUUACAAGCUAUGGAAGCUUCAUUUUCUUGAAAAUCCCGCAACAAUCCUGUAAAGUAUUCUUAAACUGAACUGUUUUCGCCAUUUCACUUGUAGUCAUCAUCCCUCUCUAUGCUCUAGUUAGGUUUCUGUUCAUGAUGUUUGUCUAAUAUGUACAUUAUGUGCAUCAAUCAAAUAUUUGUACCUAAGACUAGAUAGUAUUCUCAGCAGCAUAUUAUGAAGUAGAGAAACAUUCCAAUGUAAAAGUUACUAUACUCUCCCUAACCGGUACCCGUUCCUACUAUGACUCGAACUUGAACACGAUCUACAAAAGAAUGAAACUGAUUUGUUUGGUAAUGUCUAUUAUUAUUA